UCGUUUAUUCCCAUGCAAAUACAUUAAUAUACAAUUAAUCAUUUCAUCCGUAUCAGCGAUCGAUAUCGAGAUUCAUUCUCUCAUUUCUCUCCCAGGUAGGCAGACCGCAGAUAGAAAGAACUAUAGCUAGCCAGAGAUGGAGGCCGCGACAGGCAUGGCGGCACCCACAGCCCCAAUAAAAGUGGCGGCAAUCUGCGGGUCUCUCCUCAAGGGCUCCUAUAAUCGUCGACUCAUUCGCUUGGCAAUUGAGAUGUCGAAGGAGACGAUCAAUGGGAUGGAGAUAGAGUUGGUGGAGGUGGCAGAUCUCCCGUUGAUGAACGUCGACCUUGAAGUCGACGGCGCAUUAGCCCUGGAGGUCGAGGAGUUCCGUCAAAAGAUCCUCCAAGCCGACGCGGUCCUCUUUGCUUCUCCUGAGUACAACUACUCCGUCACACCUGUCCUUAAGAACGCACUAGACUGGGCAUCGAGGCCACCAAACGUGUGGGCAGGGAAGGCUGCAGCUAUUGUGAGCACGGGCGGAGGCCCAGGGGGAGGAGCGAGAGCUCAGUACCAUCUCCGCCAGAUCGGGGUGUUCCUGGACCUUCACUUUGUCAACAAGCCCGAGGUCAUGCUAUCUGUGCAUAAUCCCCCGGGAAAGUUUGACGACGAUGGGAACCUGGUCGACCCGAAGAGCAAGGAGAAGCUGAGGAAGCUCCUCAUCUCACUGCAUAACUUCGCGCUUCGGCUCAGAGGCCCUUGCUAGCUAAUUAAAUAGGCAUGUUGAUAAUGCACGUGAUCAUGCAAGGCAUGCAUUUUUUUAUAUACAAGUAUAAGCUAAGGAGAAUAUUUUACUUA
Punica granatum (pomegranate) is the source of this 834-nucleotide messenger RNA. Lineage: Eukaryota; Viridiplantae; Streptophyta; Magnoliopsida; Myrtales; Lythraceae. The record is from RefSeq and is a predicted model, not a curated record.